ACUUACCAGAAAACACUUAAAAUCAUAUUUCAUUUUCCAUUUAUCUUUGAAAGAGGAGGAAGAAGAAGAAGAAGGCUUAGGAUUUUAGAUUUUGCAGUUCCCUUUUCAACAUUAAUUAAUAUAUUCAAACCUUCUUCUUCUCCAUUUUUAAAAUUCCCAGUUUAGAAACUUUCAAUGGCGCAAGUGAAAUUGCUCUGUCUGUUUGCUCUGUUUUUAACGCUUUCAGAUCUCUUCAUAACAGGUAUACAUUCAUCUGCAACAUUUACAAUGGUAAACAAAUGCAAGCAAACAAUAUGGCCAGGACUAUUAUCCAACGCUGGAAUUGCUCCACUUUCCACCACUGGAUUUGUUUUACAAAAAGGCGAAUCAAAGACAAUAAAUGUACCCUCUAAUUGGGGUGGUAGAUUUUGGGGACGUACACACUGUACUGAAGAUUCCACAGGAAAAUUUACCUGCGCCACAGGUGAUUGCGGCUCCGGUAAGAUGGAAUGCGCCGGCGGUAACGCUGCGCCGCCAGCAACAUUAGCUGAAUUCACACUUGACGGCGCCAACGGGAUGGAUUUCUUUGAUGUUAGCUUAGUUGAUGGGUACAACUUGCCAAUGCUUGUGGUACCACAAGGUGGGUCCGGUAACAACUGUACAAGCACUGGAUGCGUGGUUGAUUUGAACGGCGCGUGUCCGUCAGAGUUAAAAGUGACGAGCGUGGGAGGUGAAAACGUCGCGUGUAAGAGCGCGUGUGAAGCUUUCCGACAAGAUGAGUACUGUUGUGCCGGCGCGUAUAAUAAUCCGACUACAUGUAAACCGUCGUCGUAUUCAAUGUUGUUUAAGAAAGCUUGUCCAAGUGCUUACAGCUUUGCUUAUGAUGAUAAAACAAGUACCUUCACUUGUGCUGGCGCUAAUAAUUAUCUAAUCACUUUUUGUCCAGCCCCUAACACCAGCCAAAAAUCAUCAUCAUCAUCAUCAGGUGGGCAAAAUCAAGAACCUGAAGAUAAUAACCAAAGCAGCAGCAACAACAACAAUGAACCAUCAACAAUCAACGGCUCUAUGGUAUAUGAUGGUGCAUGGCAAUAUAGCAGUGCAUCUUCAACCACGUGCAUGCACGUGUUAGGUUCACGGGCCAUCGCCGGUGCCAUCGCCAUCUUAACAGCCACUUUCCAGUUACGUCAGCUCUUCUAAAUUCUUUACUCAACUUUUGGCUGACACACAAAUGUUAGGCGCAGGCCCAUCUUAUUUUGUCGGAGCUUGGGGUGGUAUAUCAUGUGUGGGCCAUUAAUUAGGCCUUGU
Molecule: messenger RNA, 1284 nt
Organism: Lycium ferocissimum
Lineage: Eukaryota; Viridiplantae; Streptophyta; Magnoliopsida; Solanales; Solanaceae
Product: thaumatin-like protein 1b
Exons: 4
Coding region: 175-1176 (333 amino acids)
Biological process (GO): defense response
Cellular component (GO): extracellular region
Source: RefSeq, a predicted model, not a curated record